Molecule: messenger RNA, 3050 nt
Organism: Hymenoscyphus albidus
Lineage: Eukaryota; Fungi; Ascomycota; Leotiomycetes; Helotiales; Helotiaceae
Source: the annotation of a GenBank genome assembly
GGGAAAUGGUGGCAAUCCUCGUAUCCUGUUCCUGUUACUCUUACUCGAGUACACUGGGAGAUGAAAAGAAAAGGUGAUACAAGACACAUGUCGGGUCAUGUGCAUGUUGGCAUAUUAUUAAGGUUGCUGAGUAACAUAUCUGCGGGUUGUCCCGAGGGCCGAAAAUGGUGAGGGUGGUGGUGUAAGGUAAGCUUCUGUUGUAAGUAGGCCUUUUUUUGGUUUUGCAAGUAUCUAUGGGAUGGUUGGAGGGGGGGCGUGUGGUUGUGGGUGAGCUGAAGGGAUCUGGGAAAGAUGGUGCAUGUGGUGUGAAGGCUAAUGUAUUGACAAGAAGCUUAUGCUUAUGUCUGUGCUUGUGCUUGCUGCUUGUUUCCGCUUCGGGAAAUACCAAACCUACCUAUUUCCCAAACCUACCUUUCGGGUGGACAUGCGGGAAGGAGAGGGGUAGUAGGGUACUUGUACCAUGACUGUACUACCCAUACCUAUAGGUACCUACCUAUAAGAAUGGCUGACUGGACUGUUUCACUCACCCACUCGGACUUUCACAGCGGGAGCUCGCUGAGUAAGGUACCUGUAAGUCUUACCUUACCGUCUUCCGAUCUAGUGUGAGAUGGUCACGCGUGGCUUCCCGUCGAGUACCUGUAUCCUGUCUCCCGUUGAUCUGGCCAUACAUAUGGGUGGCAAGAGCGCUAGCAGUUUUAUAAAGACGUGCCUUCCCUUGACACGCAACUUCCAUCCAACCGUGGAGCUGAAACACUGCCUAUCUCAACCUCGAGGGUUCUGUUUCUCUCAAGUCAUUCCAUUGUGAGGUGACUAUCAAACAAACACAAGUCACGCAGCACCACAUAGAGACACAAUGUCGACCUACAAUGAUGCCGUUGGCGAUGUCGAUAUCAUCUUCGCCGGUGGCGGGGCCGCUGCAUGCGUAGCAGCUGGCAGACUAGCAAAGGCGAAUCCGGAACUGAAGAUUCUUCUGGUUGAAGGUGGACAGAAUAACUUCAACGAGCCUCAGAUCGUCAACCCUGCUAUCUAUCUGAGCAACUUGGCGCCUGAUAGCAAGACUGCCAUUGUAAGUUUUGAAGUCUCCAGCCUGUAACAGAAGAGGAUUAACGAAUUCCCUCCUCGUAGUUCUACAAAUCCAAAGCUUCCAACUUUCUCAAUGGCCGAGAGGCAAUCGUCCCCACAGGCGGUCUUCUUGGGGGCGGAAGUAGCAUCAAUUUCAUGAUGUAUACCCGUGCUCAGGGAAUUGACUUCGACUCUUGGGACACACCUGGUUGGACGGCCAAGGAUAUGUUGGCUAUGUGCAAGAAGCUGGAGACUUUUCAUCCCACUGGCGAGAAAUAUGAUAAGAGCAAACAUGGAUACGAUGGCCCGGUGAGUGUUGGCGAUGGUGGUUAUAGAGGCAAGAUCGGUGAGGAUGGGUUGAUAGAGACGAUUAAGAAAAUGGGGUAUAAAGAGAUAGACGAUCUUCAGGAUCUGGAAUCUAAUGGGGGCUUUGCGGUAUGUUUAUUGUCUUUGCGUUGUUUGAAAAGCUUAGACGAGUUACUAAUGAGAAUAGAGAUGGCAUCGUUAUGUCAGUCCCGAUGGUAUGUAUCUCAAAGUCUAAACCACGAUCACUCCUACGAAUCCUCUGUCCAACGAGGAAUUGUAUACUAAUGCAAAAAAAGGUAAACGACAGGAUGCAGCUCAUCGAUAUAUCCAUCCUCUUCUUCAAUCAGGAAACUACCCCAAUCUUCAUAUCCUGCUUGAAUCAAAAGUCGUCAAAGUACUUUUCGAUGAAUCAUCUCCUCCAAAGGCGAUUGGAGUUGAGUAUAAGUCGAAUCCGAAAGCUCAACCAGAAAUUGGUUUAUCAAAACCAGUUCACAAAACCAUCAAAGCAAAGAAAUUGGUAGUCGUCUCCUCAGGUGCUCUUGGUACACCACAAAUCCUUGAGAGAUCGGGGAUCGGAAAUCCGGAAAUUCUGAAGAAGCUUGACAUACCAGUCGUUGUCGAUCUCCCAGGAGUUGGAGAGGAAUACCAAGAUCACAAUCUUAUAAUGUAUCCCUACAAGACAAAUAUGGGUCAGCCAACACCUUAGCCGGACACCCACUCCCUCGCUAAUUUAGUCAACAGAUGAGGGACAAACACUUGAUGGAUUCUUAAGCGGACGCAAGGAACUUGCCGCAGCACUUGAAACCAAGGACCCUAUGAUUGGAUGGAAUGGAAUUGGUGAGAAACUCUUCCCUGGCCUAGAUUGCUUUCUGACAUUUGGAACCAGACUUUGCGGGAAAACUCAGACCAACAGACGAGGAGAUCGCUGCUCUGGGACCGGAAUUUCAGCAAGAUUGGGAUCGUGACUUUAAACCUUUCCCUAGCAAACCUUUGAUGCUUGUUGGGAGCGUUAACGCUUUCUUAGCUGAUCCAUCACUUGUUGAACCCGGCCAAUAUAUAUCUCUCGGAACGUACACGGCAUAUCCUUACUCUCGAGGUUCCAUCCACAUCACAUCAAAAGAAGACGUGAUCAAUGGCUACGAUUUCGAUGCAGGUUAUCUAAGGCAUCCUUCUGAUGUCAAGAAGCUAGUCUGGGCAUACAAGAUGAGCCGAGAGAUCGUAAGACGAUUUCCAUACUACAAAGGCGAAGUCGAACUUGGACAUCCCAAGUUCAAAAAAGGCUCCAAAGCUGGUAUUCCCACCGGAGAUGUAUCAGCGUUUGCGAUUGACUCACCCAAACUUGAGUAUAGAAAAGAAGACGAUGCUGCGAUUGAGGACUGGGUCCGCGGUAACGUCAACACGACUUGGCAUUCCGUCGGAACCUGCGCUAUGAGAGCGAGGGAAAAGGGAGGUGUGGUUGAUGGUGAUUUGAAUGUUUAUGGGACCAAGGGACUGAAGGUUGUAGAUCUGAGCAUGAUGCCAGAGAAUGUUGGGGCCAACACGAAUAAUGUGAGUCUUCCCCCCCCNCUUUACCAAUCUAUUCUAGUCCAGAUGUGUUCUGACUAUCACUAUCGCAGACCGCACUGGCUGUGGGAGAGAAGGCGGCCACUAUCAUCGCCAAAGAUUUGGGAAUCCAGGUCUAA